This is a messenger RNA of Manihot esculenta (cassava), 1217 nucleotides long. Its product is annotated as protein pxr1. The transcript is spliced from 5 exons. Bases 648 to 1037 code for a protein of 129 amino acids. Lineage: Eukaryota; Viridiplantae; Streptophyta; Magnoliopsida; Malpighiales; Euphorbiaceae. The record is from RefSeq and is a predicted model, not a curated record. Gene Ontology annotation, molecular function: nucleic acid binding.
UGGUUUGGUUUUGAGAUUUUACUUUUCCAAAUUAGGAAUUUCGAGGGAUUAAGUGUUUAGUUUGAAGCUUAACUAUGGUUAUCUAUGUAAAUGAUGUGGAAUUAGUAGUCAUUUAAAAAAUAAAGAAAAUUUUCUUUUGGCAUGAUUUAGUUUUGAUCAAAAUUAAUUAAUUUAAGGGUCUGGCUACAAUUACACCAAAUUUUAAGGAAUGAAUUUUGUCAUACAAAAUUGAAGAGUCAAACUAUAAUUGUGAACAAAUAUAGCAUAUUGGGACUUAUAUGUCCAAUAGGCCUUUUAAAAAAGAUUAACUCACUGUGGGAUAAAAAGAAAUGCAAAGGAGAGAAGAAAACCUUAAGAAUGACAAAAUUAUUACUUAAUAAUAUUGUAUUUUCACUGUGCAGGAACUAGAUAAACUGGUUUUCUGUUAAUCACAUAAUUUCAUUUGAUGGAUGUGCUUAAUCUUCCCAUUUUUCUAAUUCUACAAUUAUUCAAAUAGAAUAAUAUCCCAUGGCCAUCAGGAAAAUGUGAUGAAAGCAUAUACUUUAGUCGUGGAACUUGUGAAAGAUAAAACUUCUAAUCAUACAUGAUUGCUAAGUACCAUAUCUUAUCCUCCUCUCAUUGCUGGUGCAGCAAAUCCAACAGGAGUCAUGGGUGACGAAUUACUGGGUUCAAAGUGCACUACAUGUACCACAGCCAUCAAUUCCUCCAAUAUAGGUUUUCAGCUCCUAAAGAAGCAUGGUUGGAAAGAAGGUACUGGUCUUGGAGUUUCUGAGCAGGGGAGAUUGGAGCCAGUACAAGCAUAUUUCAAAAAUAAUAAACGAGGCCUAGGAGCAGAUAAAGUGAAGAAGAGGACUCCUAAGCCUCUUGAAUCUUCUAUCUCCAAGGAUCAAAAUGAGAAGUUUCAGGAACAUUCGCCUUCAAAAAUGUCCAAGACACUCUCUAAAAAACAAAGGAAGAUGCAACAGUUAGAAAAACAUUUACAAGAGAAGGAGUUUGAGCGGGCCUUUUUUCGAGAGUUCUGGCCGGAUAAUGUUUGAUGUCAGAACUGCAUCAUCUAUUCUCACCAAUGUUAAUCUUCUGUUUUCCUCUCCCUUCCAUAGGACUGAUUAAUGUAUAGUUAAGAAUUCCUUCUACACCAACUUACAAUGUUUAUUCAGAUCGUAAAAUCAAAAUUUCACACAGAUAGUUUUGCAGGAAGUAUGAUGAUUGAUUUUCCA